GCAGAAUAUUGGUUACUUUUUUUUGAUGAAUUCCAGUAUUUCCUGACCACAAACCAUAUAACCGCAAUCAGUAGAAAAGUAAGUAUAGAAUAUAAUACCAUCGGCGAUAUUAGAGAACUCAUAACAGCAGAAACAGUCACUGGCACUAGAAGUAUUUCUCAAGACAAUG
Funneliformis mosseae is the source of this 169-nucleotide messenger RNA. Lineage: Eukaryota; Fungi; Glomeromycota; Glomeromycetes; Glomerales; Glomeraceae. The record is from the annotation of a GenBank genome assembly.